Messenger RNA from Physcomitrium patens, 5038 nucleotides. RefSeq names its product pumilio homolog 1. Gene Ontology annotation, biological process: post-transcriptional regulation of gene expression. NCBI's taxonomy places the organism in Eukaryota, Viridiplantae, Streptophyta, Bryopsida, Funariales, Funariaceae. Gene Ontology annotation, cellular component: cytoplasm. Gene Ontology annotation, molecular function: mRNA binding. The record is from RefSeq and is a predicted model, not a curated record.
CUGGACUCGUGCUGUGAGCCGCGAGACGGGCCACAGCUGCGCGAGGCGUUGUUGUUGUUGUUCCCCUAAUUUGGGAACCUUCGAAGUGCGGCGGGGGAGAAGAGACCCACACAGCUGUGCGACGCCGCAUCGCAGGGCGUAGAGCGCACUGGUGUGGCCAACAACACAGAAGGUCAGGGACAGGAUUGUGUUUUCGCACAAGGCAAGAGCGAGAGACAGACAGACAGACAGACACAGAGGGUGAGAGAGAGAGAAUGGGCUUCGAGGAGGAAAAAGGAGGAGGAGGAGUAGCAUUGCUGUGCAUCUGCCAUAGCUAAGAACAAGCUGCUCUUCAUGCCGCUCCUGCCACGCGCGACCCAGGCGGACGCAGCCAAGGCACCCAUCACCGACAGACUUUCUCGCUAGCUCACCUCGCAUCUCUACUCUGGAUACCCUUUCAUCCCGUUCUUCCCUUCCUUGUAUCCUCGUUGUUUUCCACUACUGGAUGAUCUCGGAGCUGCAGCUUCGCCUGGAGUGAUCGUUUUGUGAGCAAUUCUGGUCGUUGGAAGCGUUUGAGGAGGGAGGAGGGAGCAGUCGAAAAGCGCGGUUUGCAAGCAGAUCGAGGUGCUCGGAUGGGCGGGCUUGCGUGCGUGAAGGAAAUUUGGAGUACUGAAGGUGACGUCUAACAAGGACUUUGACACUAGGAGGAGGAAUACGUUCCCGUGGUACAUGGUGGCGACACUUUGCGAGUGAGCCAGAGCGUAGCAAGCCUUGUCCUGGAGAAUGAAAAAUGCGCACGGUUGAGAUGAUGCUGAGCGGCGCAUAGUGGUGGGAGUCAGCACACGUUGAAAUGGCGACGGAGAGCCCUGUUAUGAUGAUGUCUGGAGGGAUUAGAGGGAAUAUGGGAACUCUGGGGGAGGGCCUACGGACUGGGAGCGGAGGUGGUCAUGGCACCUCACAGGAUCUGGAUGGAGUUACUGAGUUGGGUCGUCUUCUGAAAGGGCGAACCCGAUUCGAUAACAUUUUGAACUCUGGACACGUACCGCAAAGAAGCGGCAGUGCUCCUCCCAGCGUGGAGGGGUCUUUGGCAGCGAUGGGUGGGCUGCUCGACAUGCCCACCAGCCACAAAGGCGGGCGUGGUGCGAAUGUUCAAUCAGGGGAGGAGGAUGUUUUGGAUGCCGAAGAAGCGCAGCGCGCAGAUCCCAAGUACCUGGUAUAUUAUUACAGCAACAUCAAUCUGAAUCCGAGGUUGCCGCCACCGUUGAUAUCGUGGAAUAACUAUCGGUUGGCACAGAGAUUGCAAUCUGGGAUGGGAGCUGCGGGAUUCGGGGACAAGAAGAAGUUGCGGUCAAUGGACGACAGCAGCAGCAGGUCCUUGUUCUCGAGCCAGCCGUUAUUGCCGACACACAGAGAGGAGCCGGAGGUUCCAGAGGAGGACAAUUCACCGAUGGAGGCCCUUGCGAGGACGGUGUCUAGCGACUGGGCAGAAAGAGAGAGGGGUGAUGGGUUGAUGGGUUUGUCGUCUGGGCUUGGCCCCCGUCCCAAGAGCCUAGUAGAUCUGAUUCAGGAGGAUUUUCCUCGAACGCCGUCGCCAGUGUAUCACUUGUCUCGGUCGUCAAGCAGAGCCGCAAACGACGAGAGCGAGGGUGCGAAUCCGGUGUUGGAGCUGCAAUUGGCCCAUUUGCGGGAGUCGGGUGCGGGCGAAUCGAAUGCUGGAGCAAGUGGUAUGGGGUCGCGUAGUACGACUCCCGUUCCUGGAGUGUCGAAUCUGCACCAAUCUUCGGGGCCCGCAGCGCCUGUACCGAGAAUACCUACGCCAGAGAUUUUACUCGCAAGCAGUGUCCGUUCCGCCAGUCCGAGUUUGGCGAGGAUGGGCGGGGUAUCAGGACUUUCUGGAGGAAAUAUAUCUUUCUCUAGUUCGGAUGCGCGGAGCGUGGGUCUGGGGCGAGCCGCGAGUUCAAGCGCUGCGGAUUUCGCUCAGAUGGCAAUGCCGAUGAACAGGUCGGCGAGUGCAAGCACGGCGGAUUUCGAGGCAGCCUUCCAAGGGUUGAGUAUGUCGGAUAUACAGGGAUCGACGGCAGCGCGAGAGGAAAGAGAAAUGCAGCAACAGCAACAGAAGCAGCAACAGAAACAGCAACAACAGCAGCUGCAGCAACAGCAGGAGCAACAGCAGGCGCGGCUGCAGCAACAGCAGCAGGCGCAACGGCAGCAGCAGCGAGCUCAAAUAGCUGCGCAGGCGCAGUCGCAGGCACAAGCUCAAGCAGCGCAGGCUUUGGCAUAUUCGCAGGCUUUCCAGCAGCAGCUGUAUCCGGGUGUGGACUCUGGGUACCGAGGUCAGCCGAAGUUUGGUGUGGGUGGAACGGCAAGCCAACAAGCUGGGGCGGCCGGGCUCCAGCCCAAUGUCGGGGCAAACAAUAAUCCGGCGAAUAUGUAUGCUGCUGCAGCCGCCGCCAUGUACAUGGCACAGCAGAAUCCGUACUACCCGAAUUUGAACUCUGCGGCCGUUUACGGUCCACAGCAUGGGUUGGGUGGAUAUCCCGUGAAUCCGGCGAUGCUGGCCCCUAUGAUGGCCGGAUACCCACCCCCGGUGUUCGAUCCUGCAACUGCAGCUGCUCUUGCGAGCAUGGGCGUGAGAGGCGGCGUCCCCGGUUCGCCUGGUCAAGCAGCGGUGGACAUGCAGAACCUGUAUAAGUAUGCGGGCGGAGCAUCGCCCCAGAUGCACGAUCCGAUGUACUUGCAGUACAUGCGUGCCGCGGAGGAGGCCCGUGCAGCGGCGCUGGAUCCUUCGGUACUGAGAAAUUACAUGGGGGGAGGUCCCGUGGAUAUGGUGGAGCUUCAGAAGAACCAGCUGAGUGCAAUGCUGGGCGGUUACAGCGCGGAGCAGAAGUCGCAGUUUGGGAGAGCAGGGUCAAUGGGGAUCCCGAUCGCGAGCCAGAAGAGCGGUUCGAUGAGCCCAGCGUACUAUGGCAGUCCUCCUGGUGUGGGUAUGCCAUAUAACAAUUCACCUCUGACGAGCCCGGUGCUUCCGGGGUCGCCGGUGGGGGCGGGAAGUUUUCCGAUGCGGCGCGAUGAGCGGAACAUGCGGCUGUCUUCUGCGUCGAGGACGAGUUCCGGCAACAUGGGAGCUGCGAGCGGGGCGACAUAUGCAGGGUGGCAGGGGCAGAAGACGGGCGAGACGACUGAAGAGAGUCGGGGGUCAACGUUGCUGGAAGAGUUCAAGAACAGCAAGACGAGGCGAUUCGAGCUGUCGGACAUCGCAGGGCACGUUGUGGAGUUCAGCGCCGAUCAGCACGGGAGUAGGUUCAUUCAGCAGAAGUUGGAAACGGCAACCCUGGAGGACAAGAACAUGGUUUUUCAGGAGGUGCUUCCACGAGCUCUGGUGCUAAUGACGGAUGUUUUCGGCAACUAUGUGAUACAGAAGUUUUUCGAGCACGGCACUCAUCAGCAGAGGAGAGAGCUGGCAAGCAAGUUGGAGGGACAAGUUCUGGUGCUGAGUCUGCAGAUGUACGGUUGCAGAGUGAUUCAGAAGGCGCUGGAGGUGGUGGACGUGGAUCAACAGACGCAGUUGGUGUCGGAGUUGGAUGGGAACGUGAUGCGGUGUGUGCGGGACCAGAACGGGAAUCACGUGAUUCAGAAGUGCAUCGAGUGUGUGCCGCCCGCUAAGAUCCAUUUCAUCAUCUCUGCGUUUUACAAUCAGGUGGUGACUCUGUCUACGCAUCCUUACGGAUGCCGGGUGAUUCAGAGAGUCCUAGAGCAUUGCACGGACGAGCAGAAGCAGAAGGGUAUCAUGGAGGAGAUAUUGCGUUCCACUUGUACUCUGGCUCAGGACCAAUACGGCAACUAUGUUGUGCAGCAUGUGCUUGAGCAUGGACGAGAUCACGAGAGAAGCGAGAUCAUCACAAAGCUUGCGGGGCAAAUUGUACAAAUGAGUCAGCACAAGUUUGCAUCGAACGUGGUGGAGAAGUGCUUGGAGUACGGCGGGCCAGUGGAGCGACAGAUACUGAUCGAUGAAAUGCUUGGUCUGACGGACGAGAACGAGCCGCUGCAGGCAAUGAUGAAAGACCAGUUCGCAAACUACGUGGUCCAGAAGGUGUUGGAAACGUGCGAUGAGUCGCAGCGCGAACUGUUGCUGGGUCGUAUUCGGGUGCACUUGCAUGCUCUGAAGAAGUAUACUUAUGGCAAGCAUAUCGUUGCGCGUGUGGAGAAGCUGGUUGCCGCCGGGGAGAGGCGGAGUGCUGCGUACAUGGCACACAACAACAGCAACAACAACAGCAGCAACAACAACGUGGUCAGUUGAAGGUCCGACGGAGAUGUUGAACGAUGUCGGCUUGGGUGAAGCGCGGAAGGAUGGCGGAUGGUAGCGUCUGGUGGUGGAGGAGCAGAAGCCAGUCGUUGGUUUGCCCGUGUUCCAUUGUGGGGAUUGUGGUGUGGUGUGGUGCGGGGGGUGCGGGCAAUCCGAAGACGGAAGGACCCAAGGGUGGAGUGGGCGGAAAGCAUUUGAGAGCAGUAAAUAGUGUAAUAGUGUAGGAUUGUAUUCAGAUUGUGUUGAUGGUUGGGGGAGGGGCUGGGGUCGGGCCAUUGCAGGUCGUACCGGCAUGUACGUUGGUGGUGGAUGUAUUUAUAAGCAACGGCUUUGGAGAUUGAGAGGUGGGAGCGGCGGGAGAAGUGCCGUCGUUCGUUGCCUGUCGGUGGGAGGCAGGCUUGGUCUGUCCCUGGUAAUGUGUGAUUUCAGGUCAGGCAGUUAGACAUGGAAGAGAGGGUGUGAAUGGGUACAGAGCAAUGUUAGUGAGUGAAAAGAAGGAAAGGGUCGAGGCAGGAGUUAGCUGUAACGGGCGUGUAUAAAGAGCAAGUGUCCUUCGUUCCAAACUGUACAGACUGACAUGUGUAGGUCUUGUGACGAGACGUUGGUUUUGAAGGAUCGGAAGGUGGGUAGUUGUAGGGCCCGUUCCAUUCUUGUAUCAUUCAUCGCCUAUCAUCAACGUUGAAUGAAUGUGAUGGCUGAGUAAUAUAUGCCAUGGCUCUUAAUUUAAAUGGAUGGAGAUCCUUUUCAUUUUCUUUA